Molecule: messenger RNA, 957 nt
Organism: Coregonus sp. 'balchen'
Lineage: Eukaryota; Metazoa; Chordata; Actinopteri; Salmoniformes; Salmonidae
Source: the annotation of a GenBank genome assembly
AUGGCACGUGGUCAUCAAAAAGUCCAGUCUCAGCAGAAGAAUGCCAAGAAGCAAGCCGAGGCCAAGAAGGCCAAAGGACAUGACCAGAAGACGGCCGCCAAGGCAGCUUUAGUGCACACCUGCGGUGUCUGCCUGGUGAGUUCCUUAUUAAAGAAAAGUGGUUGCUUUUCAAUCGGGGACUAUGAACCAUUUGAAGUUGGGUUGCAGGAUCAAGGGGUCGUAUUCAUUAGUGCUCCCCGUAACAAAACGUAGUACUGUUUUUCAAUAGAAAACGUUUUCAGUCCGUUUUCUUCCGUUUGGUGUCUAGUGAAUACGACCCUGGUGAUCAACAGUAGGCCAGGGAGUGCAGCUGCUCUGUGGUAGCUCUGCUGCUGCUCUGUGGUAGCUCUGCUGCUGCUCUGUGGUAGCUCUGCUGCUGCUCUGUGGUAGCUCUGCUGCUGCUCUGUGGUAGCUCUGCUGCUGCUCUGUGGUAGCUCUGCUGCUGCUCUGUGGUAGCUCUGCUGCUGCUCUGUGGUAGCUCUGCUGCUGCUCUGUGGUAGCUCUGCUGCUGCUCUGUGGUAGCUCUGCUGCUGCUCUGUGGUAGCUCUGCUGCUGCUCUGUGGUAGCUCUGCUGCUGCUCUGUGGUAGCUCUGCUGCUGCUCUGUGGUAGCUCUGUUCAAACAGUUUCCUAAAUACAGCAGCUAUUGUUUUCCAACCAGAUUUCUCAAUCAUGCUUCAUUUGUUAUGGUUUGUUACUUAACACAAUUGUUGUGGUGGUAUUUCACCCUUUUUUCUGUUAAAAUAGCAACAUAAUCCUAUGAAAUAAAUUGAAUGCAAAUGAUUGACGACCCUGUCCUGUGCAUUGCCUCUACACAGUCACAGAUGCCGGACCCCAAAACCUUCAAGCAGCAUUUUGAGAGUAAACACCCCAAGUCCCCCAUGCCCCCAGAGCUGGUCGAUGUAGACUCUGGCAUCUGA